Ceratosolen solmsi marchali is the source of this 2675-nucleotide messenger RNA. Its product is annotated as hyperpolarization activated cyclic nucleotide gated potassium channel Ih. The transcript is spliced from 14 exons. Gene Ontology annotation, cellular component: HCN channel complex; membrane. Lineage: Eukaryota; Metazoa; Arthropoda; Insecta; Hymenoptera; Agaonidae. The record is from RefSeq and is a predicted model, not a curated record. Gene Ontology annotation, molecular function: voltage-gated potassium channel activity. The coding region runs from base 303 to 2399 and encodes 698 amino acids. Gene Ontology annotation, biological process: regulation of membrane depolarization; sodium ion transmembrane transport; potassium ion transmembrane transport.
GGGCGCCGAGCUUACGACUGGUGAACGGACGAACAACGACGGGCGUUGGACUGCACACGAGCAGCACCGAGUCUGUACGCUCGCCCCAUCACCAUACCGACACUCACACCAACGGCCAUAACUACCACGUCGGCAUCAAUCCCUCCGCCAACCACAACAACAACAAUCAUGCCCGACUGAACAAGGAUGACAGCAUCAAGAUCAGCAUCGAGAAUACCAACACCUGCACGGACAGUCUCGUUACCGCGUUAGACGACGAGACGCUUCUCAUUACUGAUUUCCUCGGCGAUACAGGCAACGAUAUGAAUUACAAAGGAAGCGGCAAAGUCCAUUUCGGGGUGGACGAUGUCUCCCUAUAUGGCACGCCGAAGGAGGAGUUGGGCCCCGGCCUGCCCGGCCAGGAGGUCAAGCAGAGCUUCAUCAAGAACCAAUUGCAGGCCCUGUUUCAACCAACUGACAACAAACUGGCCAUGAAAUUAUUUGGUAGCAAAAAGGCGCUCAUGAAGGAGAGGAUCAGGCAAAAGGCCGCGGGUCACUGGGUCAUCCAUCCUUGCUCGAGCUUUCGAUUUUAUUGGGACUUGUGCAUGCUUCUUCUACUGGUGGCCAACCUAAUCAUCCUACCGGUCGCUAUUAGUUUUUUCAACGACGAUUUGAGCACACGGUGGAUAGCCUUCAACUGCCUUUCUGAUACGAUAUUCCUUAUAGAUCUCGUUGUCAACUUUAGAACCGGCAUAAUGCAACAGGACAACGCCGAGCAAGUAAUACUGGAUCCGAAAUUAAUCGCCAAACACUACCUCAGGACAUGGUUCUUUCUUGACCUCAUCUCCUCCAUACCGCUAGACUAUAUUUUCCUCAUAUUUAAUCAAUUUCAGGAUUUCAGCGAGUCUUUCCAGAUUCUGCAUGCUGGUCGUGCCCUCAGGAUUCUUAGGCUAGCGAAACUCCUAUCACUCGUUAGGUUACUCCGAUUGUCGAGACUGGUGCGAUACGUGUCACAAUGGGAAGAGGUCUAUAUCCCCCUUUACCAACAGCCGGAGAGGCACUACGAGCGUCGGGCUACACCGCCCCAACCAGACCGAACCAGCAAGAUAUUGCAGAACCUACAAAAAAAACGCACUGAGCGGAGAGGGCGCCUAAGCUCUGACAAUAUGAAUAAAAAGAAGUCUGGUUUCAGCAAAAGCGACCUUAUUUUUAAGUUCCUGAACAUGGCGUCGGUGUUUAUGCGGAUCUUUAACCUUAUCUGCAUGAUGCUCCUUAUCGGACACUGGAGCGGCUGCCUGCAAUUCCUCGUGCCCAUGCUUCAAGGCUUCCCAAGCAAUUCGUGGGUCGCAAUUAAUGAGUUACAAGACUCAUUUUGGCUGGAACAAUAUUCGUGGGCCCUGUUCAAGGCCAUGUCACACAUGCUGUGCAUAGGGUACGGGAGAUUUCCACCGCAAUCAUUAACCGACAUGUGGCUGACUAUGCUGAGUAUGAUCAGCGGGGCUACGUGUUACGCCCUUUUCCUCGGUCACGCGACGAAUCUCAUACAGUCUCUUGAUUCCUCGAGAAGACAAUAUCGCGAGAAGGUGAAACAAGUAGAAGAAUACAUGGCCUAUCGUAAACUACCGAGGGAAAUGCGACAAAGGAUAACGGAGUAUUUUGAACACCGUUAUCAAGGAAAGUUCUUCGACGAGGAGCUCAUUCUCGGCGAACUUUCCGAAAAAUUAAGAGAGGACGUAAUAAAUUACAACUGCAGAUCGCUAGUUGCAUCAGUGCCGUUCUUUGCGAACGCGGAUUCAAACUUUGUCUCGGAUGUCGUUACGAAACUCAGAUAUGAAGUCUUCCAACCAGGUGACAUUAUAAUAAAGGAGGGCACGAUCGGCUCGAAGAUGUACUUCAUCCAGGAGGGCAUCGUCGACAUCGUGAUGGCUAACGGCGAGGUAGCGACAUCACUCUCUGAUGGCUCGUACUUUGGCGAGAUUUGCCUGCUGACGAACGCGAGGCGAGUCGCGUCGGUCCGGGCCGAGACCUACUGCAAUCUCUUCAGCCUCUCGGUGGAUCACUUCAACGCGGUGCUCGACCAGUACCCGUUGAUGCGCCGCACGAUGGAGAGCGUCGCCGCCGAGAGGUAUAAGCUUUGGCUGAACAAGAUCGGUAAGAAUCCGAACUUGGUAGCGCACCGUGAGGAGGAUCUUGGCAGCGAGUCCAAGACGAUAAACGCCGUCGUGAACGCCCUGGCGGAGCAAGCGGCGCACGCCAGCGCCAGUGAGGAAUCGGUCCACAGCAUGGAAUUAAGAUCGCUACCGGCUUGUUUAUUACCCAGGCCGAAGUCCGAGAACAACUUUGCUAGUCAGGAGCUGACACGCGAAGGUCGUCGAAUAUUCCACAAAAGCGAUACCUUCCACAAGGACUCGUAUCAAUGACGACACUCCUACUACUAGCCCACGCAGCGGUACUAAAGUUAGCCCUUAGCAGCUACGUCAUUCAUGGGACCCCUUAUUCGUUUUUUUACAUGCUUACGAGUGAGCACACCACAAACAUAGAACCAGUUACGUUCGCGCGCGAUCACAUUUACGCAUAAUAUGAGAAGGAUAACAUCAAAUAUGUACAGAAAGAGUCUUCGGAGGAACGUAAGGAAAUUAUUAUAUCGAUGCUGUGAAUAAUUUUCCUUCGUAACACGCAAUAAGUAUAAUUAUGGU